CAAAUUCUCAGCCUCGUACCACACUACAAAAAUCAUCCCCACCCACCCUUUUCUUUUAGUGGAUAUAUAUUAGUCUAGAAAUUAAACUUCUUUCCCUUAAGCUUUCUUCUCUACACUUCCUCUUCUAUCUCUUACUGUUUCAUCCCAAAUUCUUUGCCUAAAUCCAAAGGGGAAAUUGAAAUGCUAGGGAUCAAGAAGUUUGUUUCAGUUAAGAAACUAGCCAAAAAGGCUAAGGCCAUAACCAGUAAUACAAUUUAUCGUGACCAAUCAUAUCAUCAUGAGUACUUUCUUAUCAAGGACAAGGAAGAAUGGUCGCUCACUAGCCCUAAAUCCUCAAUACCAACAGGGAAGUUAGCUCUAUAUGUGGGAGAAGAACGAGAACGAUUCCUCGUUCCAACGAGCUAUCUUUCUCAUCCAUUGUUCAAGAUUUUGUUGGAGAAAACUUACAAUGAGUUUGGCUUUGAGCAAACAAGUGGAUUAGUGGUGCCAUGCAGUGUCAAUGCAUUUCAAGAAGUGGUCAAUGCUGUGGAAUGCUGCAAUGGGAAGUUUGAUUUUGGCGAGUUGGUAGAGGAGUUUUUGUAGAUAUAUGAAUCGUAGCAUAGAGGAUAGGAUGUUUUGUAACUUUUGGCGGAUCACAAUUCUAGUGCGACCAUGGCAUGAGAAAUGGAUCCAAGGAUUUAUGAGCUAGGAGUAAUUAUUUUAGAUGUUUAAUUCUUUUGUACCAUGAGGUUUGGUAGGGUUAGAUUUUUUUUAUUUUUUUUAUUUUUUGUAAUACUUUUUUUUGUAGUAGGUUUAAUUUCCCUUUUUGUUGGGAAUGGAAGAGUUUGAUCACUACCAGAAUAACUCAUAUUUGUGACUAUUUUAUGUGUGAUUGAUUUAUUCGGGUGUUUACUUCAAAUCAAUGGAUGCAUGAUAUGUGUUUGAACAUACACGAUUAUUGUUUAAUCAUGGUUUGUUA
This is a messenger RNA of Lycium ferocissimum, 958 nucleotides long. RefSeq names its product auxin-responsive protein SAUR71-like. The coding region runs from base 181 to 582 and encodes 133 amino acids. The record is from RefSeq and is a predicted model, not a curated record. The transcript has a single exon. Gene Ontology annotation, biological process: response to auxin. Lineage: Eukaryota; Viridiplantae; Streptophyta; Magnoliopsida; Solanales; Solanaceae.